This is a messenger RNA of Corythoichthys intestinalis (scribbled pipefish), 2557 nucleotides long. Its product is annotated as ankyrin repeat domain-containing protein SOWAHB-like. Gene Ontology annotation, molecular function: protein binding. The record is from RefSeq and is a predicted model, not a curated record. The coding region runs from base 96 to 1496 and encodes 466 amino acids. The transcript has 2 exons. NCBI's taxonomy places the organism in Eukaryota, Metazoa, Chordata, Actinopteri, Syngnathiformes, Syngnathidae.
GGGGCGGAGUCGGUCAAGGUGCGCGCACGACGUUGACAGCGCCAAAGGAGAGCAAGCUUUGUCUUUUAUUUCCUUUGAGGGGGAAAAAAAAAAAGAUGUUGAGCAAAGAAAGCGUUGUGUCUGUACUUCAGUCCGAUGGCGGCCGAGUGAGCAAAGCCAAUCUUGUGGCUCGCUUUCAAAGCGCGCUGGAGUGUCACGACCACGACGAGAGGGCUCGCAACAGGGAACUCUUCAAAAACCUCGUCAACAGCGUCGCUUACGUCAAACGAGGCGAUGACGGUGUCCAGUACGUACUGCUUAAGAAAGCGUACCUUAUUGGAAAACAACAAGAUGGACAGUCCGGGACUUUGAGCAGUGCCGAGAGGGAAGAGAAAGACAAGAAGGGUCAGGAAGGAGCACCUGAGAACUUUAAGGACUCAAGGAAUUCUUCUGGACUGGAGCAGGAAGGUUAUGUGGAGCACGAUUCACCUGAAACCGUUGCGAGUGCAUCGAAACAUUCUGGACAGGAAGAGGAAGGUCAGCAGAAGGAUUCCAAAAGUUGGACUGCAAAGGAAGAAGACGACAGCUCGCUGGUGACACUUCCACUCAAGACUGCGGAGCCCUCAAAGAGUCGAUCCGAAGAGGAAUCCACUGAACAUCUAUCUCCUUUCGAGCUAGCGUUGCAGAGGAGCAAAUAUUCUGAUAUGAGAAUUAAGCAGCCAUUGAAGGUAGAGGGGGCUACCAAACCGUACGCCUUGCCUCUGAGGAUGCCCCCCACGAGCAAGGUGGAGUUCAAACCAAAAGUGGACCCGGACGAGCCCCUUAAACUCGAUUCCGUCCGAAGCAAGGUGAAGACCUCUAAAGAGUCCAACGAGUCCAGAACCCCCUCGGCGGUUCCGCUUGAGCAUUCGGAGCACGAGUGGUUGGUCAAGUGCGCCUCGGGCCAAUGGAGCCAGGUCUACGGGCUCCUCCUGAAGGACCGUCAUCUGGCCAGCAAGCGGGACUUCAUGUCGGGCUUCACCGCCCUGCAUUGGGCGGCCAAGUGCGGCAAUAGCGACAUGCUGGUGAAGAUCCUGGACGCGUCGCAGACACCCGGCACGGGCGUGGACGUCAACGCCCGGAGCAACGGAGGCUACACGGCUUUGCACGUGGCCGCCCUGCACCGGCAGGACUACGUGGCAGCCAUGCUAGUGGGUGAGUACGGUGCCAACGUGAAGGUCCGCGAUAACUGUGGCAAGAGGGCGUACCAUUACCUACACCGGGACACGGCGCAGAGCGUCAAGGAGAUGCUGGGAGCGCCCAAAUUUGAGCAAUCUUCUAACUGGCCAGAAGGGGUCGAGAUCUUGCCGGAACUGUCCAAAAAGAAUUCCAUAAGCCGCAUCUUCCAGCCGCAUCUGUCGGCGCAAAGGAGGAAGCACAAGUCGAGGACGGCCUUCUUGUCUCUGGAUGAAGAGCCCGAGGAUCAACGACGCGAUUCAGCGUUCAGGCAACGACGCACUUCAGAUGCUUUUGCGUAGUGUUAAACGUGGACAAAUAUGAAGAAGUUCAAUCAUCGGUUCUAGCUCAGGUAUUGUUAAAGCUUUUGAAAGCUUAGGUUUAAAAGAAUUGUAAAUAUCCUCCUUGCCUCCUCAGGUGUAGUUUUGGCUAAGCAAAGGAUCGUCUCUAAGAUGCUAGUCACAUGAUCUGUUUGAAAAAUAAUUUUCACCCAUUAUGGAAUACUUUGUCGGAUUCUUGUUCAUUUCAUUCGUUUUUGUUGUUUUAUUGCUUUACAACUUUUAUAGACAACAUUUUAACAGCUAGUUUGGACGUUAUUUGUUAGUUUCAGGGCUCCGGAGUGGCUAAGCUAGCACGAGUCAAUGGUAUCUGCUUAGCAUUCCAAUAAAAAAACAACAACAUAUGCCCGUAUAAGAAUCACCGAUGACCCUGUUUUUUUUUAGCGGGCAACAUUGAUUAUAGCUUAAAUGUUAUACAAUGCUAAUGUUAACAACAAUAGCGUACUGCACGAAUGCUAUUUUAGACCGUGACAUCGCAUCGUUUUAAGCCAGCUGACUUUUGCUAUGCAAGUUAGCCAAUUGUUGUAAACAUUAGCGUUAUAUAGCAUUUAAGCUAGCGGACUUUUGCUAUGUAAGUUAGCCUACUGUUGUGAAUAUUAUCACUAUAUAGCAUUUAAGCUAGCAGACUUUUGCUAUGCAAAUUAGCCAACUGUUGUAAAAGAUAGCAUCAUAUAGCAUUUAAGCUAGUGUACUUUUACCAUGCAAGUUAGCCAAUGGAGUACCGCACGCUUCACAUCACUUUCGCUCAUUAAUAUUCAUGAUGUUGGCUACUAUUGCUAAGAGGGGGGGGGGGGCAAGCUCCCGUUUGUCCCCAAUAGUAAAUGAAUGGAAAUAGUGUACGAAGAAGAUGUUUACGGCGCUAUACUUACCAAUUCUGUCCAAAAAUGAUGUCCCUGGUGCAAACAUACAAAUGUUCAGUUAAAGAUUCUUCACAUUUUUUCCUCCCAAGUUUGUGGUGUCGGGAAACGUAUGAAGAAAACAUCCUUCAUAUGUCGUAAUGUCUAGAGUCGUUUCUACAAGUUCCA